This is a messenger RNA of Sitodiplosis mosellana (orange wheat blossom midge), 1749 nucleotides long. RefSeq names its product isopentenyl-diphosphate Delta-isomerase 1 (gene Idi). Bases 613 to 1377 code for a protein of 254 amino acids. Gene Ontology annotation, biological process: isopentenyl diphosphate biosynthetic process; isoprenoid biosynthetic process. The transcript is spliced from 4 exons. Gene Ontology annotation, cellular component: cytoplasm. The record is from RefSeq and is a predicted model, not a curated record. Lineage: Eukaryota; Metazoa; Arthropoda; Insecta; Diptera; Cecidomyiidae. Gene Ontology annotation, molecular function: isopentenyl-diphosphate delta-isomerase activity.
GAUUUUAUGUUUUGUUUUGUAGCAUGCUUUGUGAGUGCAAAUGGUAACUCAUUCAAAUUCAAAUCAUAGCAAUUUUUUUUGCAUGAACACAAAACGGUCGGUCAGAUGGUUAUCAAUGGUUGGCUAGAUCGGUUCGGGGGGGACCGACGUUUUUGCGAAUCUUCCAGUCAUUUGUUUCGUUCAGUAGAAGAUAAUAUAAGACUGAAGAUGAUAUCAAUGGCACCAAUACACAUACGCAUGUACGGUUGCACACUCUGAUGAAUAUGUGAAUUGGAAUUUCGUGAAAUCGGUGUGUGCUAUAUUGUUUUGAUUUCGAUUGUGAGGCAUUGAAAACGAAAAUCAUAACGAAAACGAACACACAAAACGUGUACGUAUAAACGUGUACACAAACUGAAAGUUAUAAAUCUUAUCGCCUGAGAGUGGACAACGGGUCGGAUUCUUCUGAUCUGUUAUCAUUUGUGUGGUGUUGACAGUGAUUUUUUUUUAAAGCUGCAUUGCAUUGCGCUCAACGAAAUUAUCGGACGAUAAUUUUAGUAAACAACAAAUUGUUGUGCGACGAAGGCUGAUUUUUUUUUUGUUCGCUUGAUUUUAUGUGGUUGUAGUCAACACACAAUGUUGGGGAGUAGUUUUAUUCGAAAUUCACUGCAUUACUUAAUGGCCAAGUCAUCGUGUCCACGUUGGGCAUCAACAAUUGCAGCUGCGAAUCAAUUACAAGCGAAAAAUCUGCAAGAAACUGCACUUGCCGAAAAUUGUAUUCUAGUCGAUGAAUUCGAUCGGGCAAUUGGACAGUCCAGCAAACGUGAUUGCCAUCGUGUUGAUGAAAAUGGGCACAUUAAAUUGCAUCGCGCAUUCAGCGUCUUUUUAUUCAAUACAAAUGGUGACAUGCUGAUCCAAAAACGAUCAUCACACAAGAUUACCUUCCCUGAUUGCUACACAAAUGCAUGCUGUAGUCAUCCACUGUACGAUAUUGAGUGCGAAAGAGAUGAAAUUAAUGCAAUGGGAAUUCGAAAGGCGGCACAACGACGCUUAAACUAUGAGCUUGGCAUUCCUUUGAACCAGGCGCGACCGGAGAACUUCCAUUAUUUAACGAGAAUCCACUAUGAAGAUAGCGGUGAUGGUACGUGGGGUGAACAUGAAAUCGAUUACAUUCUUUUCUUGCAAAAAAAUGUCGACUUGAUACCAAACCCAAACGAAGUCAGUGAAGUCUUCUACGUUCCGAGGAACGAUUUGGAGAGUGAAAUUCAACGAAUAACCUCAAAUGCACCGCUUACGCCGUGGUUCCGAUUGAUAUUAACCAACAAGCUGUUAACCAACUGGUGGGACAAUUUAAGUCAACUAAAGAAGCUUCAAGACCACCAAACCAUUCAGAGAUUGUAAUGGGUGUCGCUUAAUACCUCGGUCGAAACAUACCAAAUACAAAUCACCAAUACCUUUUUUAUAUAUUAUAUUCCAAUUCCACAUAGAUAAAUGAGCAUUGUUGUCGGCCUCACAUGUUGGAAUGUAUUUAAAUUAUAUGGACAAGUAUUAAAUGAUGAUGUAAUUUUUUGUUGUCUCUUUUUAAUUGGUCUUUCUGUUUAGUAUUUAAAAAAUUGACUCACAAAUUGAUUUAAAAAAAAAAACGAAGAAACAAAAACACACUAGUCUGAUAGAUGUCAAAUUAGCUUUUCUCAUUUAUGUCGCAAAACCAUACUCCAAAUGACAAUAACAUCGAACGUUGUAAAAAAUGAAUAAAUAAAAACGUCUCCCAAA